AUGGCCUAUCAGAGGGAAAUCGAGAUGCAGGCCUUUCCUCCGCCAUCGCCAAAAACAUUACCAAUACCAGAACCCUCAUCAAAUAAUAUCGGCCCAGACUCAACUUCUCCGGGCGCGUUGCACCGUCUCCUGACAAGUUUCACGCGUGCCCCGCCGCCGAGCCGUUCUGAAGAUGAGUACUCACUCAGCAGCUACAACACGGCGUACGCAACAAAUGGGAGGCUAUUCAAUAUGAGUAAAGCCAACUACAAUUCUGCCAAUACCGCCCUCGCCCGUGAGCUCAAAAAUCGACAUCUUCAAAUGAUCGCGUUUGGAGGGUCUAUCGGCACCGGCCUUUUUGUCGCCAGCGGAGUGGCGUUAUUUCGGGGAGGACCGGCUUCGCUACUUAUUGCCUUUGUGACAAUGGGCACAAUGCAGUUUUUUACCAUGCAAGCUCUUGGAGAAUUGAGUGUCGCGUUUCCGGUUGGAGGGUCUUUUUCAAAUUACUCAACAAGAUUUCUGGAUCCGUCUUGGGGUUACACAUUACAAUAUCUCAUAGUUUUACCACUUGAGAUUAUCGCCGGUGCAUUCACGACAAAUUACUGGAACCCAGAUGCCAGCAAGUCAAUAUUUAUUAUCCUUUUCUUUUUUCUCAUUCUCGGCAUCAAUUUACUCGGCGUGAAAGGCUAUGGAGAAGCCGAGUUUAUCUUUUCUGCCGUCAAGAUCACCGCCGUUAUGGGCUUCAUUCUCCUCGGUAUAAUUAUCAACAUAGCAGGUGAACCAGAUGGCGGCUACAUUGGCUUCAGUCACUGGCAGAAUCCGGGCGCCUUCAACAAUGGCUUUAAAGGAUUCGCCAGUGUCCUCGUUACUGCAACCUUCUCCUUUGCCGGCACAGAAAUGGUCGGUCUCGCCGCCGCCGAAACAAGCAACCCGAAAAAGUCUCUUCCAGCAGCCGUAAAACAGGUCUUUUGGCGCAUAUCCCUCUUCUACAUCCUCUCCAUUCUUCUUAUCGGCCUGCUCGUCCCAUAUAAUGAACCUCGACUAUUGGGUGCCAAGUACGGAUCAGAUGCGGCAGCCAGUCCCUUCGUCAUCGCCAUCGAGAUGAGCGGCUCGGAUAUUUUGCCAGAUAUUAUGAACGCUGUUAUUCUUAUCAGUCUGAUAUCGGUUGGAAACACGGCUGUGUAUGCUUCAUCACGGACAAUUGCCGCGUUGGCGGAGCAGUCGUUAGCACCCAAGGUCUUUGCCUAUAUCGACCGAACUGGAAGACCACUUAUUGCGAUUAUUUGCUGCGGAACGGUAGGUCUACUUGCUUUCGUCGCCAACUCCAAAAUCCACAACGAAAUCUUCAACUGGCUUCUCGCCAUCAGCGGGUUAAGUACCUUGUUCACCUGGGCGUCCAUAUGUGUCUGUCACAUCCGCUUCCGAAAAGCAUGGCAACUCUCAGGCUACAAGCUAUCCCAGCUGGCAUUCAAAUCACAAGUCGGCGUUUGGGGCUCAUGGGUGGCUCUAUUCGCUUACACCACUGUAUUAUUCCUCCAAUUCUGGGUGGCCAUAUCGCCCAUCCAACCUACGGACCAAGCGCCUUUCACAACGCCUGAACGCAUCAAGAAUUUCUUCUUGCAGAUUCUGACAGUGCCUGUUAUUUUGGUCUUUUACAUUGUACAUAAAAUCUGGAUGGGGACAAAAGUUGUUCGAGGUCAAGACAUAGAUAUUCACACAGGUCGUAGAUACCUGCAGGUAUGGAAUGAAGAGGAGGAACAGGCACGGAAAGCAUGGCCUCUGUGGAAGAGAGUGUACAAUCAUAUGUGUUAA
Molecule: messenger RNA, 1791 nt
Organism: Fusarium poae
Lineage: Eukaryota; Fungi; Ascomycota; Sordariomycetes; Hypocreales; Nectriaceae
Exons: 4
Coding region: 1-1791 (596 amino acids)
Biological process (GO): amino acid transmembrane transport
Cellular component (GO): membrane
Molecular function (GO): amino acid transmembrane transporter activity
Source: RefSeq, a predicted model, not a curated record